Molecule: messenger RNA, 899 nt
Organism: Harpegnathos saltator (Jerdon's jumping ant)
Lineage: Eukaryota; Metazoa; Arthropoda; Insecta; Hymenoptera; Formicidae
Exons: 5
Coding region: 78-551 (157 amino acids)
Molecular function (GO): odorant binding
Source: RefSeq, a predicted model, not a curated record
GAAAAUCUCAGGUUCAGUGUGUGCGCGAAUCAGUUUCUGACUUUACGCAAAGUUGCCCUUGCAAAACGCUAAUCAGCAUGAAGAGAAUCGCGUUUCUCGUUUUCGUCUUCGCUGCUUCCGCAAUUGCCGAAGAUGCAAAGGAAUUAAAAGAAAUGGCAGAAAAUUUCGAGUCUGACGUGCAAACUGUGCAGUUGUGCCUAGACGAAGCGGAAACUACAGAAUCGGAAAUGAAGGCUAUAAAAGAGAAGAUCGACAAAUUGGACACACUGGAUGAUAACAUUGACGAUGAAACUAAGAAAUCUUUGGAAAAGACCAAUAGAUUCAUAGCCUGCAUGUUGGAGAAGAAAGAAAUGAUGGUAGACUCGAAAUUGAAUGUGGAUAAAAUACUGGAAGCUAUAGAGAAGGAUAGUAAAUACCACGUUAAGCAGGACGAAGUAAAGGAAUGCCUGAAUACACUAAACAAUGACAAAGAACUGGAUCGGGAAAUGAGGGCGAUGGGGAUGAUGAUAUGCUUAAUAAAAAACGAGAAAGACGAAGAUGAGAAGAAGUAAAGAGAAGUGUCGAUACGACGUUGCAUCUAUCUGGACCGGAAAUCGCGUGGGGCAAUGGGCAUCAAAGUAACAGGCACAAAUUUCCAUUAUCGGGGUUUAAGAUGUCGUUCUUUUAGAUUCGCAAUAAACGUACAAAUAUCAGACACAGCAAUUGAAUUAAUCGAUAACUUGUUUAAUAUGUGAAUGUGUCAAUGUGCGCUAAACUAUUUGUUAUAUAUAUAUAUAUAUAUAUAUAACAUACACACACACACACACACACAUAUAUAUAUACACACACAUACCAUAUACCCGCCAUAUACCCAUUAAUGUUUAAAUCAAAGUCGCAAUAAAUCGCAGAAUUUAUCGCCA